Diospyros lotus (date-plum) is the source of this 1402-nucleotide messenger RNA. RefSeq lists its product as uncharacterized. The transcript is spliced from 8 exons. Gene Ontology annotation, cellular component: membrane. The coding region runs from base 169 to 1089 and encodes 306 amino acids. Gene Ontology annotation, molecular function: zinc ion binding; ubiquitin-protein transferase activity. NCBI's taxonomy places the organism in Eukaryota, Viridiplantae, Streptophyta, Magnoliopsida, Ericales, Ebenaceae. The record is from RefSeq and is a predicted model, not a curated record. Gene Ontology annotation, biological process: protein ubiquitination.
UAGAGGUUGGCCCACGUAAUUAGCCCUAUCUCUUUGGGUAUCUACUGACUAUCUGUCAUCAAUUUCAGAGAAGAAGAGGUCGCGGCAUUAUCAAGACCUGUUCAAAGCUCUCGCAGACGCCAAGAAGAUUGAUUUACGUUUUCAGGAAUUUCUUCUGUAAGAAUAGUGAUGGGGGACGAUCUAGUCCUGUCUGUUGACCACCUCAUUACACCCAAAUCAUUUCAAUCACUAGAAGCCAGUGAGACCCCAGGAUCAUCUAAAGAUGGUUCUUGCUCUCAUAUGGCUGAUCCAACCACCUCUAUUGAAAUCAAGGAUGUGGAGGAACAUGGUGGAGACGAUGAAGAAGAGCCACUUAUUCAGAUGGUGGAGUGCCGCAUUUGCCAGGAGGAGGAUAGUGUCCAAAAUCUGGAGAUACCUUGUGCUUGUAGAGGCAGUUUGAAGUUUGCUCAUAGAAAGUGUGUUCAGCGAUGGUGCAAUGAGAAAGGAGACAUAACUUGUGAGAUCUGUCACCAGCCUUAUGAACCUGGUUAUAUUGUUCCUCCACCUGUACCUCGAUCUGAAGACGCUGCCAUUGAUAUCAGUGAGGGUUGGACAAUUUCUGGUUCUCCUCUGGACCUGCAUGACACUCGGCUUUUGGCAGUGGCAGCAGCAGAACAACAUCAUCUGGAGGCCGAAUAUGAUGAAUAUGCUGAUACCAAUGCAAGUGGAGCUGCAUUUUGCCGCUCUACUGCUCUGAUUUUAAUGGCUCUUCUACUCUUGAGGCAUGCCCUAACGUUUGGUGGUGGUGAUAAUGACGACGAUGACGACGAUAUUUCUACCUUUUUCACUCUUUUCUUGCUGCGGGCUGCUGGUUUUCUUCUACCAUGCUACAUCAUGGCCUGGGCUAUCAGUGUACUGCAGCGUCGAAGGCAGAGACAGGAAGCAGCAGCAGCACUUGCAGCAGCCGAAGUUACCUUCAUGAUUCAAGCAGGCCAGCGCCGGGGCUUGCAAUUCGUGAUAGCGCCACCAGGAAGUGCAGCAGCACCAGCAGCCACACCAACACCAGCACCAGCACCGGCAGUGGCUCCCAAUCUAGAUCCUCUUCAAUAACAACAUAUGAAAUACCCCAAAACUUAGAUGAUGAUGUGUGGACCACGGUCCCAUUCUGAGUGUACCAUUCGUAUUGUCUAAACAUAAGCUGGAGACUAGAGUGGAGAAGCAAAAUUAGAUGGGUGUCUCAUAUCUCAAGUUGUCUUGUUGCCUUGUUUGUUUACUUUCUGGAAGAGCUUGACGUUUGUUUCUGGUGAUUAAAGGAAAAGAACAAGAACUUGUACAUAAAUAUUGCAAACCCGAGGAGCAACUGUUGCUGGUUGGGAAAAUUUAUGGUAAUGGAGAGUUAAUAAUAAUAGCUUUGAAGAAGUGA